GCUCGAAAUGGUGCGCAUCCUCUUUGCCCAGAGCUCCACUGGGAUGCAACGGGCGUUCGACAGCGGCGAGCACGCCAUGUUUGCAAUGACGAAGUAGGAAAAACGCCUUCAACAUGCAAUAUUUUCGUUUCCUGGUGCUUUUGAAGGCCUUGUCCGCCGUGAACAUUCGAGCGUGCAUCCAUCCUGCAUCGCUGCAGUAAAACCUCCAUCGACAUGGCUCUCGACGACAAGACUGUGCUCAGCAAUACUGACAUCGAGCCGGCGUCAGGAGUCGAGUCGACAACCGGAUCCAGUGAUCUCGACGACAACUACGAUGUCUACAAGCGGAACCAGAACCUCGGAAUUGACGAGGCUGAAGCGAAGCGGGUUCUGCGGAAGAUUGACAUGCGCAUAGUGCCGAUUCUGUUCAUGACAUAUCUCCUGCAGUAUCUGGACAAGAAUGGCAUCAACUACGCGAGUGUCUACGGCCUGCAGAAGGGUACACAUCUAAAGGGGGAUGAAUACUCUUGGCUAAGCUCCAUAUUCUAUUUUGGCUAUCUUUUCACCCAGUUUCCCUCUGGGUAUCUCAUGCAGAGGCUGCCUACUGGCAAAUUUCUCAGCUGGACGAUAAUAGCAUGGAGCAUUGUCCUGCUCACGACGCCGGCAUGCCACAAUUUUGCUGGCAUAGCGGUCAACCGGUUCCUUCUGGGAGGCCUUGAGGCUGCUGUUAACCCAGGCUUCGUGUUUAUCAUGGGAAUGUGGUACACUUCUGCCGAGCAACCGCUGCGUCUGGAGGCAUACUACUGCACGAAUGGGAUCGCCACCAUGUUUGGAGGUCUUAUCGGCUACGCCAUCGGACACAUUACGACCGGCGCGCUGGCGCGCUGGAUGUACGUGUUCAUCAUCUUCGGCUCAUGCAGCUUUGUAUGGGGCAUUGUCUCGUUGAUCGUGCUGCCGGACCUUCCCUCGACAGCCAAGUUCCUUACGGAGCGCGAGCGUGCCAUAGCUGUCGAGCGUGUCGCAUCGAACCGACAGGGCGUCAAGAACAACCACUUCAAGAAAAACCAGGCAUGGGAAUGCGCGCGUGACCCCAAGACGUGGAUGCUGUUCAUUAUGUCUGUCGGCGCGCAGGUGCCCAACGCAGCCAUCACGAGUUUCACAUCCAUCAUCGUCGGCUCCUUCGGCUUCGACACCCUCGGCACGCAAUACCUCCAAAUCCCCGGCGGCUUCGUGCAAUUUGCGGCGCUCCUCGGUGGCGGCUUCAUCUGCACGCGGUGGCCGAACUCGCGCUGCAUCACGAUGAUCGUGGCGAACCUGAUUUGCAUCUUGGGCUCAUCGAUGCUGAUCGGACUGCCCGACAGCAACAAGUGGGGCCGGCUGGUCGCGCUCUGGCUGUGCUUUUUCCAAGGCUUGGGAUACAGCAUGAGCUUGACGAUGGUGAGCAGCAACAUCUCGGGCACCACGAAGAAGCAGCUCACUGCCGCGAUCAUCUUUACUGGAUACUGUGUCGGGAACAUCAUUGGGCCGCAGACGUUUAAGAAGAGUGAGGCGCCGGGGUAUCAGUCGGCUUAUAUUGCCAUGCUCGUCGGCUACGUCGUCAAGCUCUCCAUGGUCAUCCUCCUGUACGUCUACAUGUGGGUCGUGAACAAGCGGCGCGACCGCGAAGCAGCGGGCCGCACGCCGGAGGAGCUGGAGAAGGACGCCAUCGAAGCCGGAAUGCGCGACCUCACCGAGGUCGAGAACAAGGGCUUCCGAUACAUAUUGUAGGCGUGAGUUGUGGGGAGGGAAAUAUGUUGUGUUAUUGUUCCAGUCCGGGUCGGAGACUGGUGUCGGUCAUACUGAGCCGAAGAUUAGCUGCUACCUAGGUACCUAUAAUUCUCUGAACCUCUGU
Molecule: messenger RNA, 1870 nt
Organism: Aplosporella prunicola CBS 121167
Lineage: Eukaryota; Fungi; Ascomycota; Dothideomycetes; Botryosphaeriales; Aplosporellaceae
Exons: 11
Coding region: 214-1746 (510 amino acids)
Biological process (GO): dipeptide transport; allantoate transport; tripeptide transport
Cellular component (GO): plasma membrane
Molecular function (GO): allantoate transmembrane transporter activity; dipeptide transmembrane transporter activity
Source: RefSeq, a predicted model, not a curated record